AUGUCGAGUACAGACGGAACGAAGCAGGCUAAGAAGUCUGUGUAUCAGAUUGCUCGAAGCUGGGGAGAAAACCCACUCCCACCCACACUAUUAGCAACCCUCAUCACCGCGCAACACAUGCGCCCAUUUCAACUGCUACCCAUGACCUUCGUCCCCGUCCUCCUCUUCACCUCCUACACGAACGUCAGCGGAUUCAAAAAAGACAGUGCCGGUAUCAGCGCUGCAUGGUCCGGUUUAUAUCUUCUUUUAGCCAGUCGACGCAAGCAGAAAUUCAUGAAGAAAUGGGGUCCUCGAGGCAUUGUCCGUGGUACUUCUAUGGGGUUGGCGCUGGCUAACUUGGUUGCUGGGGGAUUGACGUAUACUUUGGGUAGUCAAGAGUAUGAGAAUUAA
This is a messenger RNA of Talaromyces marneffei, 390 nucleotides long. RefSeq lists its product as uncharacterized. Lineage: Eukaryota; Fungi; Ascomycota; Eurotiomycetes; Eurotiales; Trichocomaceae. The coding region runs from base 1 to 390 and encodes 129 amino acids. The record is from RefSeq and is a predicted model, not a curated record. The transcript has 2 exons.